GCUCAGGGAACAUUUGUAGAAGUGGAUACAGCAUUAAGGCAAGAGCUAUAUGAUAUGAAUUUGAUUACAAGAUUGAUGUCAUCAAACAGUACAGCUAGGCGUGAGUUACGUAACGCGUACGGGCUCAGGGAGAAAACGCCAUUGGCUAUCGCUGGCAUAGUGGGACUCGAAACAGUUAUUCUAGUUGUACUUAUCGCUGUAUUCAUCCUGCUUGUGUUAUGUAUAUGUUUAUACUGUCGACAACGGCAUUCCUAUGGGCGUAAACUACGGCAAAUCACAAAUCAGGCCAAUGUUCAUAAUGUCUCUAUAAGUCGACAACCGACACAAAAGAUCAAUCCCUACUAUGCAACGGAUACGGUAACGACAACGCCCCGUGUGAUGGCUCCUCCUCCUCCUUUGCAAUCAACCGAAUUAUAA
This is a messenger RNA of Strongylus vulgaris, 417 nucleotides long. NCBI's taxonomy places the organism in Eukaryota, Metazoa, Nematoda, Chromadorea, Rhabditida, Strongylidae. The record is from the annotation of a GenBank genome assembly.